This is a messenger RNA of Lineus longissimus, 5149 nucleotides long. Its product is annotated as casein kinase I-like. Bases 164 to 1432 code for a protein of 422 amino acids. NCBI's taxonomy places the organism in Eukaryota, Metazoa, Nemertea, Pilidiophora, Heteronemertea, Lineidae. Gene Ontology annotation, cellular component: cytoplasm; nucleus. Gene Ontology annotation, biological process: peptidyl-serine phosphorylation; endocytosis; positive regulation of canonical Wnt signaling pathway. The transcript is spliced from 9 exons. Gene Ontology annotation, molecular function: ATP binding; protein serine/threonine kinase activity. The record is from RefSeq and is a predicted model, not a curated record.
AGUAAAUAAAUGGCGGUGUAAUGGCCAUUUCACUAAAACAGGAAAAUCCAAUCCAUCCAUACUUAAUCUGACAUUAUAAAUGAAUAUCGAUGGUGUAUCUGAAAUAUAGAGAUAUUCUUCUAAUCAUAUAAACCGCUCAAAAGACAAUAACUUUGCCGCAAGGAUGGAACUCAGGGUAGGGAACAAAUAUCGUCUUGGACGAAAGAUAGGUAGUGGAUCAUUCGGAGAUAUUUACUUAGGCACAGAUAUUACGAAUGCCGAGGAAGUGGCAAUCAAGUUAGAAUGUGUAAAAACGAAACAUCCACAGCUCCAUAUAGAGAGCAAGAUUUACAAAAUGAUGCAGGGUGGAGUUGGCAUACCAACAAUCAAAUGGUGCGGAGCGGAGGGUGACUACAAUGUGAUGGUGAUGGAAUUACUCGGACCUAGUCUAGAAGAUUUAUUCAACUUUUGUUCAAGAAAAUUUAGUCUAAAAACGGUUCUACUGCUGGCUGACCAAUUGAUCAGUAGAAUUGAGUACAUACAUUCAAAGAACUUCAUCCAUCGAGACGUUAAACCAGACAAUUUUCUGAUGGGCCUUGGUAAAAAGGGAAACUUAGUGUAUAUAAUAGAUUUCGGUCUGGCCAAAAAAUACCGUGAUUCUCGAACACAUCAACACAUACCAUAUCGGGAAAACAAGAAUCUCACUGGCACUGCUAGAUACGCCAGUAUAAACACUCAUCUAGGUAUAGAACAAAGUAGGAGAGACGACAUGGAGUCGUUAGGUUAUGUUUUCAUGUAUUUCCUUCAUGGUAGUCUUCCCUGGCAAGGACUGAAGGCCCAAACGAAACGACAAAAAUACGAACGAAUUAGUGAAAAGAAAAUGUCAACUCAGAUAGAGGAUUUAUGUCGGGGAUUUCCAGGGGAAUUUGCUACAUAUUUGAAUUUUUGUCGAUCGUUACGUUUUGAUGACAAGCCAGACUAUUCAUACUUGCGGCAACUCUUCCGGAGUUUAUUCCAUCGACAGGGCUAUACGUAUGACUACGUAUUUGACUGGAACAUGUUAAAAUUCGGUGGAAGUCGGGGCCAUGACGAGGAGAGAGACCGACGAGAUGGCCGCCACCACGUACACAGCUCAACAACACGAGCGAUACAGGGCACAGCAAGCAAAUUACGUGGUGCAGACCAAGGAGCGGGUGCGAUGGGGAGCCCGGCGGCCGAUUAUGGUGCAACGUCGCCACGACCUAUCUCCCGAGCAGAGCGCGAGAGACGAGUUAGUAUGAGGUUACAUCGUGGCGCCCCUGCAAACAUGACUCCCGAUCUCCGAAGUGAUCCCACGCGUGUGUCGUCAUCUAACAUCCCAAGUGGUGGUUAUCCCACUGGCCGGCGUGGAUCAGCAUCAAAAGAUGCGGACUUGGCAGGACGCUCAACUUCAUCAAGACAUUUCAAAAAGUGACGACAAUUUCCAUACUAGUAGACUGUGAAAGAGCAGCGAUAGUUUCCUCCGAUUCCAACCUCGUUCCCAGUGAUGCUCAUUCCAAAUGAUGGCCUGCAUGUCGCAUACUCUGAGGUUUUGUGUUAGCCAGGGACGAGGUUGAUUGUAUAUAUUUGAAUGGAAGAGCACAAUUUGACCAUGUGCGGAUAGCAUGUCAUAGUGAGUUGUGAGUGUGUGUUAACUGGAGCACUUUGAAUGCACAUUAAAGGAUUAAGACUUAUUCGAUCGGCAUGUAAAAAGUCCCCAACCGAUGAAGCAUGGAUCAGUGACUUGUGCCAGAAUGUGGGUGGGACUGCCGUGCUAAUACUCUUAGUCAAUGGAGUGUCGCCAAACAGUGACCUUGGUGGGACUAUUACAGCCAAAAGGUAUUCUUGUGAUAAAUCUUGCUGUGGAGUAGCGGGACAAUCUGUGCUCCUUUUGCGCGGGCCGACAUCAAUGUCUUUCAGACGGACUUGUGUUACGAUGACAUAUUACCUGGGGUCAUGUCAUACUGCCAUCAUGGGCCUUUGAGAACUGAUAUCCAAGUCAUAGAGUCCCGUAGCUAAGGGUGACUCUUCUGUACAUAUUUUGUUAACAUGUACAAAGCAACCUUGUUUCGUUCUGUAUGGCUUCUGUAGCAUGCUGCGUGUUGAUAUCAGCAUUCAGCUUGAGAGAUCCAGAAAUGACACCCCUGGUGCAAUGCCAAAAGGUGUAGGAAGUUGUGUUGCAGUGGCGACUAUCUAAAGACAUUUCAUUAGUUUCAGGGUAACUUGGGUUACUAGUGACAAGUCUUUAGCGCCAGGCGUGCGAUUUUUGGAUCUGUUAAUGUGGAACACGCCUUGAAGCACUAAAUGUGGCUUGAUGUGUCCAUAGAAUGAAGGAAAUGGAUGGGCAGCACAUGUUUGAAAACGCACAGUUCAACACGUGUUUGUCCAUGGAAAAAAAUGGUUUCUCAGAAAAAUUGUAUAUUUUGAUUGUAGUGGUGUACUAUAAAUAAUCUAAAAUUCUGCCAAAAUAUAGGUUUUUGGACAAUUUGUACAGUUUUUGUUGGAUGUAUUAUACCAAAGACCUUUAAAAUUGUUUAAUUUACCAGUUGGUCUAGUUUUCUUGUUUCCAUGGAAACUACCAAGUCAUUUCCAUGGCAACUUGAGGUCAAACAUGUAAACAUGUAGUCUGCUGCUUGCUGCUUGCUCACAAAGUGUUAACCAAAACUGCUUCUCAUUCUAUGACAAGGUUUCAUGUGCUAUCAUUGUCAAUCUUGCUCCCAGGAGACAUGGUGAUCCAAAGCUCCUAGAAACAAGGUUGUCAAACUUGUGUGAUGUCUGAUAGGUGCUUCAGCUUCUUGUUUCACCGAUUAUUCUAGUCCAAACCUUGUAUCCAGGUGGCUUCGCUAUUGCUAUGUAGAAUUCCUGGAAAGAGGUUUUAGCAACUAAUAGUUGUGAUGUAUAUCGGAAAGAAUAUUUGAGUUGGACUUCAGAGGUGUUUACACUUUGAAUAAAUCAACCUUUAACAACCCUGACUUGACCUCGGCCAUCUCUAACUGCACGCGAAAAAACUGACCAUAAUCAAAAUUGAUUGCUUUCAGUACUGUUCCAUUUCCUGAUCUCCAAACGCUAGGGAGCCUUUUGUCCAAGGGUAUCUGUGCAGAAAAUGUGGAAAAGUGGGUAAUAAAUGGUAUAAGAGAUGAUUGGAGGAUAUUGGAGAAGUGCAUUUGGUGCAGGAUGAGAUUUGGUCAUUCUGAAAGCUGGUUGUGACUUGAGAUUAUGGUUUGAGACAAGUCCUUUUGCCUAUGUUCUCCAUGGAUGGAGUUCAGUUACCUAAAGUAGAACAUCCUGACAUCUUUUCUAUCCCCUGUUACUCCUAUGUUCAUAGACAUUGUAUCAUAAAGGGGCUGUAGUAUUUUUGUGUUGUAGGGGUCUAUUAAUCUCUUGGGUAUGUGUUGUGGACCCUAAUUGAUGUUAUGAUUGGGGUUAAGAUUUCAUUGGUUAUUAUUUGCUCCAUUUGUGUCGAGGUGAUACUGUUGAAAGCUCCAUUGUAUCUCAUUUUAAAAGCAGCAAUUUCAUUCAUAUAACGGUGGUAAUGAUAAGGGUCACCCUCUUCACACUGUUUACCCCUCCUUAGAGAGGUGUCACGAGGGACUGAGCCUCAACAUGACAUCUAAGUAUGUAUAAGAACUUCCAGUUGUUAUAUUGUAGAUUACUCCCUGUAUUCCCUGGGUCAGUAUUGUAUUGUUGACUCUCAAGAUAAUGGAAGAUUUCAGUCUUAUUGUGGGCAGUUCAUUUAUUCUUUGUCCACAACACUUUACAGUAUCUUCAUGGUAAUUGGUUUGGUGAAAAGAGAAGGACCGUUUCCUUCAUGGAACAUUCCAAAGCCCGCUUUAUUUCUGACUUCAUAUAUACUGUUUAGAUGUUGUCAACUGUAGGUGGUAAACUCUCCAUGCUGUUCUGGACAUGCUGAAAAGUGCAAGUGUGGGACAAUUGGGAAGGGGGGGGGGGGUGAAUGCAGUCAUGUGUAGUAUUGUACAUUUUUGGCCAUGGAUGGCAGUUGAGUUUCAGCGCCAAUGUCUGCUUGCUUUGAAGCUGAGUUUUGUGUGAUUUCAGGCCUCUGACUGUGUGAAUCUCACAAUCAUUGUGGCAGGGUUGGGAAGAUGUAUAAUUUAUGGAAUAUGUCAUCUAUAAUCCCUUGUACAGUAACCAGCACGCCAAUGACAUAUUUUGAAUUGUGAAUAUUUUGAUGUGUAAUACCACAAAUGGUUUGAAUGAAAUGUUUGGUUUUGAUGUCACUUGUGUUUGAUUGUAUUCACUCAUUCACGCCAUUAUCCAGUUAACCCCUACCGGACUUCGAGCAUUGCAACAUUUUAUAAAAUAGAGCAUACAUGAAGUAUGCUUCACAGGUUGAAUGGUAGAACUCUGUCCACUGUCAAACAGUGUUUGUAGAGUUGAGGGGGGGGGGGGGAUUCACUGUUACUGGACAUGGCUAUGAUAUUCUGUUAUGAUUCUGAUGCCGUAUAUAUCCAAUAGCGUCAUCAUUUCGGCGUAUCUGCUGCUACCUCGUCCCUAGGUUUCAAAAUAUGGACUGUGGGAACAGGGUUGAUUACAUUGACAGAAAUGAUAACUGUGUACAAAUGUAUUUAUUGGCUUAGAUAUUAAUAAAUGAUUUGUUGUCACUGUUUUAUGUUUAGCUGUGGAAUUGAAUGACCCUGUUUUGAAAUAAUCCCAACAUUUUGAGCUGCUGGAACUAUUUAGUGGAUGUCUCAUCAAAGGAGUCCAAAUUAUUCCGAAAAACAUAAAUAAUUAAAUUUGGUAACCAUGCAGAUUUCGUCAUUGGUUGAAUGAUGUUCAUUGUCACUGAACACAUUAGGUAUUUCAUCAGAAUGUCUCCUCUGCCCUCAUGCCAGUGUGGAAUAACAACCAAAUCUGUGGUGGUCGUCCAUUCAAUACAUAAUCACAAGAUGGCGAUUUGUUAUGCUUAACAUUAUGUCACAUUGAUGUGACUGAAAUAUACCCCUGAUGAUACCCACCCCACUCUGGUGAUUAUGUAUUAUGGACAAUUCCCCGAGGCCAGACUUGUGCUGACCUCUACUGGUUUGUCAGUGUAAUUCAAACUAGCCACUGUCCAGUUCAUGUUUGUGUGCAUAAUUUUUUAUUUCAUAAAUUGUACCGAUAUUGUUAUCAUAAUAAAACUGUAAAGUAAACUGGU